Messenger RNA from Dicentrarchus labrax (European seabass), 3637 nucleotides. It is a transcript of the gene lmcd1, whose product is annotated as LIM and cysteine-rich domains 1. The record is from RefSeq and is a predicted model, not a curated record. The transcript is spliced from 8 exons. Gene Ontology annotation, molecular function: zinc ion binding. The coding region runs from base 627 to 1727 and encodes 366 amino acids. NCBI's taxonomy places the organism in Eukaryota, Metazoa, Chordata, Actinopteri, Moronidae.
AGAUUAAAAACACAAACAGUCCAGUCAGGCCUCGCUGCUCCAGGUAGUCCUCCAGUCUGCUGAAGACCAGGACUGAAUCACAGCCUUUCUGUAGCAGAAAGCAGUGCAGCUGCUGUUUUUAAGACCAUAAAUCUCCCUGAUUACUGCCAGUCUGCUGCUGCAUGGUCUACAGCUGUAACGUAGCAGGUACCUGUAAUAUUUUGCAGAGCAGUGUGAGUUCAGAAAGAAAAAUGAAGUGAAUGAGAGAGCUGCAAAAGCAGAAAGUGUUGGGAAACGUAUCUGUUUCCCUUCAGGGGCGUGUUGGAGCAAAAUCAGGAGGUGCAGAGACCUGCUGAGUUCAUGUUGCAGAGGGUGGAGAAGGAGAGCUGGCCACAGGACGAAUCAGGAGGGAAGAGUGGAGGGAAAAAAUAAAACAGAAAAGAAGGAGCAGGAGUCCAAAGCUGAAGAGGAGAAAGAGAGCUGUGGAGAGCCGGCGGAGCAGAGCGGCGGCAGGAGCGACGGUGGGCGGGGAGAGAGAGGAAGUGUGGUCGACAGGAGAGGAAUUUAAAGUCCCAUUGUUCUGGAAGAGCAGACGCAGAGAGAGCUGAGGAGCCGAGGAGUCGAACCACCGACAGACGCUGGACAGUAUGGACGUGACCUCAGCUGUGGAGAAGAUGUCUGUAAAGCAGAGUGCAGGAGGUGCAGCGGUGUGUCUUGUAUGUAACGGGAGCUGCUCUGGAUUCCAGCCACAUUCUUGGAGGAAAGCCUGUAUAGCCUGUGGCUGCAGCACGAUCGACCACGCUCCUGGAAGUGACGUCGAGGAUGACCAGCGAAUGGGACGCCUGCUCGCAGACUCGCCUUGCUCCCAUUUGACAGCGAAGGUUAAAGGAGGAGGCGGCCUUCGGAUGUACAAGAGGAACCGAAUGAUCGUGACCAAUCCGGUGGUGUCGCGUAAAGACCCGACCUUCAACACCACGACAUACGAUUGGGCACCGGCCGGCCUCAACCAGACACUGGCUAUGCAGUACAUGGAGCUCCUCCCAGAGAGUCAGCGUCCUGUCUCGGGGACUGAAGGAGCGUUGGAGCGACGCAGGCAGCUCUUCAGUCAGCUCCCCAUCUAUGAUCAGGACCCCAUGAAGUGUCAGAGCCUGACCAGUGAGGAAGAGAUUUCCUCCAUGCUGCUGUUUGUGAAGCAAUACAAACAGGAGGUGCUGGGAGUCGGAGAGGUGGCCUUACCUGGUGAUGGCGGCGCUCUGAGGGAAGCAGCCAUUCAGAGGACAGCGAAGGAGGCUAAGGACCGCAGCAACAGCAACAAGAAGGAUGCUCUGGAGCACCAGGGCCACGGCUCGACCAAUAGCACCGCUGCCUCGGCUGCUGGAUCCACUAACGGAACAGAUGACAGCAUUAAGACUGAAUAUCGGUGUACUGGUUGCCACGGCGAGGUCGCCAAGGAGACUCCAGCUGUUCAUGCUGAGCGUGCAGGUUACCACAGCGCCCUGUGGCAUCCCACCUGCUUUGUGUGUUCAGAGUGCGGCCAGGGAUUGGUGGACCUGGUCUACUUCUGGUCCGAUCAGAAGCUGCUCUGUGGAAGACACUACUGUCAGACGGUCUGGCCGCGAUGCUCAGGCUGUGACGAGCUGAUCUUCUGCAAGUCAUUUCACACAGCUAAAGAUGGACAGACGUGGCAUCAACAGCAUUACUGCUGCUGGAAGUGCGGCCAGAACCUGGAUACACCCUGUCAGCACUGAGACACUCACACAAUGUAGAAAUCAACAAAAUGUGGUUUUAAGAAGUUUUAGCACUGCUCAACGACAGAGUUACACGGUGCUUCAGAGACGGAGAAGCUGUGCUGAAUAAAAAUAAUGUAAGACAAAAAAUAUGAAUAUGUAGUCGGUUAACUUGUUUUAUAUAAAACAAAAGAACUAAGUACCAGAUAAAUAAUACGAAAUAAGUAGAGCUUAAAAGAUUUAAAUUAUAUGUUGACGUGUAGUAUUUUAAAUACUUUAUCUUACAAAGAGAAAACGUCCAGUUGAUAUAUUGAUGUUUAAAAUACUUAAACCAUCUAGCUGACACUGAAGUACUCAAACACUUGUUCAGUUGAGCCUCCUGGUGUUUCAAGUACUUAAGUAAAUGUUUAGUUGACACAAAGUGUUUAAAGUACUUCAGAAACAUUUGUUUGAUUUAUUAGCACUUAAAGUGCCGACAGUGUCCAGAUGUACUGGUUUCAGAUAAAACAGCAGCUCAAAGUACGGAGGACCAAACCUGACAAUAAACAAAUAACAUGAGAAAUAAAUAUAUUAGUACAAAUAAAUAAAAAUAAAUAAAUAAAAUGAAAAAAGACAAUUAAAUGUGAUAUCUCAACUCAUCCAAAACAGAUUAAAGAUAAAUUAUAUUUUAACUAAUUUCUAAGAUGUCAGGUUUGAAUCUGUUUGUGUUUCACUUGUUAACAUUUAGGCCAAAUCAGGAAAUAAAUAAUCUAAUUGUUUGAUUUAACCGUCAGAUAACUGGACAGGCAGAAUGCUGGAAAAGGCAUUUAACUAAUUACUAAUAACUAAUAUUAACUUAAUUAGUCUGCUGGAUCUUUUAUUGUUUUUCCUACAGUAGAUUUUAAUCUUUUAACUAAACUUGGGUCGUGUGUUCAUUAAUGUAAUUCUCUUCUUUCUUUUCUGCUUGACGAGUUAUUUCAGAUCCAUUUUGCAUUUAACCUCUUUCAUGAACGUGGAUCCCUGCUGCUGCUAAACGUUGCUUCAUGUUCCUGAUAAAGUUUUGUAUUUACACUUAAUAAAGGUAUUUUUUUAUAGUAAGACCUAAGAUAAUCUAAGAUAAAACCAAGAGGAGAGGACUGUGAGUUACACAGUUUUGGCCAAAAUAAAGACAUGUUAAGUGGUCUGCACUAGACAGAUAUCAAUUAGCAUUUUAUUUUAAUCUUUCAAUUACUUUUUGAAUUGAUUGCUGUUAACUGCAGCAAAACACUAAUUGUUUUAAAACAAGGACAAUCUUUUAACUAUCAGCAUUGUUUGACGUGAUUAGCUAAGUAUGUCGCUUAUUGUUCAACAGGAUAUUAUCUGUGACAGACGAGAUAAUACAGUAGAAUAUAACAAAUUUAAUAUUAAUGCUGUUAAUCUCUCUGUGUGUCCAGUAUGACGUGUUUAGCCUAGCUUAGCACAAUAACUGGAAGUGGGGGGAAACUGCUAGCCUAGCUCAGUCAAUUGUGAAACCCUAUGAGAUGAGAUAUUAAUCUUCGCCUGGGUAAGAUGUUAAACAAGGAUUUUUAAAAAUCUGCUCUGUGAAGGAAAUUUAAUUUGUGUUAUAGGCUAAUGUAAGAAAUGUAGAAGAACAUAAUACAGUUUAAGUUUUAAAUGAAGAAGUUUGAUUCUGUUCACUUCACUUGUUCAGUGCUUUUUACAUUGUGGGAUAAAUCCGACAACACAACUACAAAAUGACACCAAUUACUGAAUUUUACAGUGAAUUAAAGUCACAUUUUACUGUUUAAAAUCAGCAGUUAAGGUGUUUUUAUUAAAGGUUUUAAUGUGAUGAUGUCUUGAUAAUUCCCAUUUAUGGUUGCAUGAACUGUUCUGACUUUUGUUUCUGCAUCCGAAGAGAUUUUUCUGCUGUUUUCACAGCUGAUUGGUUGGAAUUAAAGUUACUUCUGAUUGAA